Messenger RNA from Pieris macdunnoughi, 1392 nucleotides. The record is from the annotation of a GenBank genome assembly. Lineage: Eukaryota; Metazoa; Arthropoda; Insecta; Lepidoptera; Pieridae.
AUGCAUUCAUACGAUGUCAUAGUAGUUGGACUCGGCUGCGCAGGCGUCACCGCAGCGACUACUCUUGUGAAAGCUGGGAAGAAAGUUCUGGCCCUCGAAGCCAUGGAUAGGGUCGGUGGUAGGAUUCGGACUGUGCCGUUUGGUGAUGGUGUUGUGGAAGUUGGUGCAGAAUGGAUUCAUGGUACUGUUAAUAGCCGAAUAUACUCCACGGCCAUUGAGAACAACAUUACAGUUGUGCCACAGGAUAUAACCUUCAACGUGUUUAAAUCAGAUGGAACGCCAGCUGACAGUGAACUGUUGAAUGAUUUAGUGGAAUUCGCUUUUGAGAAGGUGGGGAAACCGCCAAAGGAGUUUACUGGAGGACUGGGAGAGUUUAUCACUAGCAGAUUAAUGGAAUACGUCAAAGUGAAAUACCCGAAUUUGAUGAAUGAUCAAGAUUUCUUGACGGAAUUCCUGGAACUUAUGAAUCUGUAUAUAAACAAUCACGAGUCUUCGAAUGACUGGAAUGACGUCAGUGCACAGAGUCGGUACACGGAGUUGGAAGGCCACCAACACAUGAGCUGGCACAGGCAUGGAUAUAAGACCUUCUUUGAACUGAUGCUAAAUACAUACAACAACGGACCGGGCUUACCAAACCUUGAUAUAAAACUGAACGCGGAGGUGACGCAAAUAAUUUGGCCAGAAGAUGGCGCUGAUGUAAGAGUCGUCUGCGCAGAUGGCAGUACGCACACAUCCCGUCAAGUUAUUGUUACGGUCUCGUUGGGAGUUUUGAAGGAACGAUAUAAAACCUUAUUCAAUCCGGGAUUGCCGCGUGAAAAAAUAGAAGCCAUAGAGAACACGUCUAUAGGUGUUAUGGACAAAAUAAUAUUCCAAUUUGACAGACCCUGGUGGCCUAAACAAGGCACAUUCUUUGGAUUCUUCUGGAAAGCUGAGGAUAAGAAGCAAGUGCCGAAAGAAGAUUAUUGGAUCACGAGGAUUUUCGCUGCUAGCAACCCUAUGGGAUCCAGGAACGCGUUGACAAUGUGGACGAGUGGGGAUGUCGGAAAAAUGCUGGAAACACUACCAGAAGACAUCGUAAAACGAAAAUGUAUGGACCUGUUAAGAAAAUUCAUGGGAAAAACUUGUGAAAUACCUGAACCUAUUGGAAUGAUCAGGUCUACCUGGUUCUCAAACCCGUUCACCCGCGGUAGCUAUUCCUUUGACAAUCGUCUGACGAUACAAAACCCGAAUGCUCGAACAUUACUCGCUGAACCACUACGGGAUACGCUCGGAGUUCCUCGCGUUUUGUUCGCGGGAGAGGCCACAGACCUCAUUCAUUUUUCAGCAGCGCAUGGAGCUGUCGACUCGGGGUAUAGAGAGGCUAUGAGGCUUAUCAGCAAUAGUAAAUUGUAA